AUGGGAGACCUUUUCUCCAACUGCACCGACCAUUAUCCAAUUGAAAAAUACUUUCAAAACUGCACAAAUACAUCCCGCCCGUGUGAAUUGAUUCAUGAUUUUGCAGUUGUUGCUCAGCUAUUAACUAUUCUUGAUUUCUACAUAACAUGCACUCUUUUUCUACUGGCACUGAUAAUUAAUAUUUAUUUUCUAUGGAUUUGUGUUCCAUUGUAUUGGAAAAUGAGUUAUGAGACUAGGAAGAGAUAUAUAUUCGUUAUCAGUCGAUGUGUUUCGUCUAUCAGUGCUGCUUUAACUCUUCUCAUUUUGAGAUGCAUUCUCUAUGUUUAUUUUCCACCGGAGACGUCGAGUUAUUGGCUUUAUGCGGUUGUUAUUAUUGCGGAUAAUAUUAGUUUUUAUAGUUUACAAGGAUCUUAUAUCGGAAUGGCUAUCCUUCUAUACAUUGGUGUUCUUCAUCCAGUCUAUUUCUCCAGGCGUCUUACUGUUCGAAAUAUCUAUAUUCUAGCAGUUUCCAAUGUAAUCCUAGCCAUUUUAAUAUCAGUUCCUCUUGGUGCAUUUCAAACAGCCACUUAUAUCCCCGGCCCAAUUCAAUGCGAAUCUCACCAUUGUGCUCCGGUUGUUGGGCUUAUUAACUUUGUAAUCGUCAGCUUAGCAUUCUCCGCCACCAUUCUAAUUCUAAUAUUCGUUUUCAUCUGCCUAAGUUUUCAUAUUCACCAAUCGAAAAAAAUAGGAAGCUACACGUCUUCUCAAACUCUUCAUCAUGCCAGAAUCCGUCUCGGAUGGACACUUACAGCAAUAAUUGUGAUUUCUCUUGCCGAAGGAAUUCCUUCUAGUUUUCUUAUUGGUCUCAAAGCGGAUAGUGUUCUCAAUACAUGUAACAAUUUCUAUCAGGCGGAUCGGCUGGUCCAGAUUACCGUAUUCACAUCAAUUGAUUCUAUUAUUUGGGCGAUAGUCUUAAUCCUUGACCCCUUGGCUAGUGUAAUUUUCGACCACAGCAUCAUGAACAAAGUCACACAUCACAUAAACCGAUCUCAAGUUUAUUAUUAUGUGGACACUAUUGAAGUUAUCAUUUACUGGCUGAAUCUGGUGGUUCCAUUUAUUUUAUUAACUACUGGUUUGUUUUUAAAUGCAUAUUAUUUGACAGUUUUGUUGCCUAAUUUUAUACAAAUGAAUGAUAUCACCAGAAAACAAUAUGUAUUCGUUGUUAGCAGAGGAAUAUCUUCACUUUCUGCUGCUUCAGCAAUGCUUACAAUUCGCAUCGUUGAAUUUUUAACUCUCAAUUAUGUUGUCUAUUUCUUGUUUUUCAUGAUCGACGAUCUCAGUUUUUAUACUUUAUUAGGAUCCUACGUUGGAUCAGCCGUUCUACUGUACCUUGCCACCGUUCGUCCCAUAUUCUAUUCCCUUUGUAUAUCAGUUCGAACCGUGUACAAACUGGCAAUUGGCAACCUAAUCGGAUCAAUUUUGUUAUCAGCGACGACAGCUGUGUUCCAAGCAGCAGAACAGUCAGAAGGAGGCCCAUUUUAUUGUGAUCUGGAUCAUUGUCAAGCAGCAAUUAAUAUCGUUAUGUUUGUCAUAGUUUCGUUAUCAUUCCUCAUUCCAAUCAUCACCUUGUCAUUUGUGCUGAUCGCAUUGUAUUGCUAUAAGAAUCGAGCGGAAAGUGUUGGAAGCUUUGCAUCGGAAACUUCAAUUUUCAAGUCUGCAAGAACUCGUCUUGCCUGGACUCUGUUCACUUUCACAUUGAUUAGUAUGUCAGAAGGAAUACCAGCGUCAUAUAUGGUUGGAUUGAAAAUUGAUGGCUCAAUCACAACUUGUACUAACUUCUAUCAAGCCGAUCAUUUGAUAGUCCCUGCUAUCAUGAGUUCUUCACAAGUCCUUGCCUGGUCAAUUGCCCUUAUUGUCGACCCACUUUGCGGUUUAUUAUUCGAUCCACGAAUACGGAAAACGUGGGUACAACAUGUGAUUUUCUGA
Molecule: messenger RNA, 1965 nt
Organism: Caenorhabditis briggsae
Lineage: Eukaryota; Metazoa; Nematoda; Chromadorea; Rhabditida; Rhabditidae
Exons: 12
Coding region: 1-1965 (654 amino acids)
Cellular component (GO): membrane
Source: RefSeq, a predicted model, not a curated record